Psilocybe cubensis is the source of this 2037-nucleotide messenger RNA. RefSeq lists its product as uncharacterized. The record is from RefSeq and is a predicted model, not a curated record. Lineage: Eukaryota; Fungi; Basidiomycota; Agaricomycetes; Agaricales; Agrocybaceae. The transcript has 3 exons. Bases 1 to 2037 code for a protein of 678 amino acids.
AUGUAUUCCGAUCCCCACCUCGACGCCCCGCCCCCGCCCUCCCAGUUCCGCAGACCGUGGUCCCCCGACGUCUUUGAUCCCAACCCCACUGCAGGCCCCUCGUCCAGCCGCUCUCCAGUCGAUGCAGGCGGGUAUGACUCUGCCUAUCCCACUGAGCUGUAUGCCAUGCCUGCGCACCACCACCGGCAAUCCCACAGACUUGGAGGCUCCCCUGACCGCCGACAGCAGCAGCGACGAGAACCUUCUGAUGUCUCCGUCGAAGCCCUAGAUCUGGCAGACUAUGCUCGCACACUGCGCUCCCGCCAGGCAGAGGAUCCGUACCCUCCUUUCUUGCCGUCUCUCUCCCAGGAACACGAGCAGGAUGCGAUACAGGAGCAGGCCCGGCACGCUGUGUCUCUGUCCUCCUUCCCUGCCUUCCCCCGCCCAUCUGCUACGAACAGCCGCGAUACCCACUCGCACUCGCGAUCGAAUGUACACAUGCAUCCGCCGUCGGUCGUCUCCCGUGGCCCGACUCUCUCCUCCAAUGCGACGCAGCACACGCACACCACACUGUCAUCUACAUCUCACGCCCCGCGCCGUGCGACACAUCGUCCGUUCUCUUUACCUUCGUCUUCUGCACGUUCUGCUCAAUCGCACGCUGGCUCCUCGCGCCGACAUAUGUACAUUGCCGACGGCGCACCACCUGCACGGCCAAUGGAGGAAGAGGAAGAGAUCGAUAUAUCCCGUUUCCCCAGGUGGUCGCGGAACUGGUACACCAACACCAAAACCACCACCAAAUACAACCACACUGUAGACGACGACGACGAUGGGAUGUACACCUCCAUCCCCGGAUCUCAUCUCCCCUCACCGCCGAACCAGCAGCGCAAGUCGCACUUUGAUCCAGGAUACGUGCACGAUCCAUACAGCUCCGACUUUGGGCCACCACCACCACUUUCGUCGAUGCAUCACGGACAGACGACAAGGAACAGCUCGCGCGAUCUUCUCCCUUGGAGCACCGACCCGCCUGAAUACGGACACGGGUACAACCAGCCCCCCCUCGACCCGCUCCAAAAAGCCGAGCGGAUGCGUAUGCUCGAGCGCGAAUUCGGAGCCGACCCCAACAACUCAAACAACAACGACGACGACACCGCCGCCGCCCGCAAACUCAAAGACGCCGAACGACGCGGCCUGCUCCUCGACGCGCAGGGGCGGCCGGUGGUGGGCACCGCCGACCUCCGCGGGCGCCUCGUGACGGUGGGCCCGCGCCGGCGCGUGGCGGCGAGAGCGCUGCAGGUGCUGUUAGCCGCGGGCGCGGGUGUGCCGGUGCUCUACGCCGCGGUGGCGAUUAAGCAGCCGGAGGGCGCGGGGAGUCCGCCGCCGCAGGGCAAGCCGCCGGUGUUGGUGCUGUAUGUGUUGGCGGUUGCGACGUUGCGCAAGGCCGAGUUGGGUGUUGCUGGUGCGGGCGCGGGUAUGCCUGGGGGGAUGAUGGUCCUCCCGAUGCUGGGCGGCGGCGGCGCAGGGAAGAAAAAAGCCGGGAAAAAGGGAGGAAAGAAAGGCGCGAAGGGCGGACGAGGCGCAGAGGGCGACGUCCAAGUGAACCUCAUCGUCGAUCCUAAAAUGUUCCGCCCCUCCAACCCAUCCUCAUCCUCCUCGGCGUCUGAAGACGAAGACGAAGGGUACUCGCAGGACGACGAGGGCGCGAUGCCCGGGCAAUUUGCGAAACAUGAGAAGAAGCGGAAGAGGAGACGGCAGAGGCAGCGGCGGCGGCGUGGGUUGGUGGAAGGGCUCGCGAUGGAAGCGCGCUGGCGUAUGGCGCGCGCGUGGGCGAAGAAGCUUGCGCUGCUCGAUGCGGUCGGUGUGCUCCUCUGGGGUGCGGAGUUUGUGUUUAUUAUGACGGGGAAGCGGUGUCCGAGUGGCGGGUUUGCAGGGUGGUGUAAUGCGUAUAAUGUCUCUUCGGCUUCGGCGUGCUUGCUCUGUGUCGCGUUUGGUGUAAGCCUGUUCUUUGACGUGCAGGAUCUGCAUGCGAGCAAACAGUCUCCCCGGACACGGAAUCUAUAA